This is a messenger RNA of Suillus plorans, 1254 nucleotides long. RefSeq names its product origin recognition complex subunit 4 C-terminus-domain-containing protein. The record is from RefSeq and is a predicted model, not a curated record. Bases 1 to 1254 code for a protein of 417 amino acids. NCBI's taxonomy places the organism in Eukaryota, Fungi, Basidiomycota, Agaricomycetes, Boletales, Suillaceae. Gene Ontology annotation, molecular function: DNA replication origin binding. Gene Ontology annotation, biological process: DNA replication; DNA replication initiation. Gene Ontology annotation, cellular component: nuclear origin of replication recognition complex; nucleus. The transcript has 5 exons.
AUGAUAGCCUCCCAGCAACUAAAGGAUCUGCUUGCAGGAACUGUCACUCGUGGGGAGGGCAAUAGUUGUUUUGUCCUAGGACCACGUGGCAGCGGAAAGACUGCUAUUGUAGAUCGAGCUAUCGCAUCCCUGAACCAGACUCCGAUUGUUAUCAGGCUUUCGGGUCAUACCGAACUAAACGAUCACCUCGCACUUCGAGAGAUCGCGCGACAACUCUCUCUCCAAACAGGCAAAACCUACCUCGGUGAACUUAAUAAUGACGAUGACCAAGAUGAUGAUGGCAAUCCUUUCCUGGAUGCCGGCCCAAGCAUCGACAUCCCUCCCCCGUCCCAUCUCCCCACGUUGGUAUCAGCCUUGACCACGCUUUCGCAGCCAGUGGUAGUCAUUUUAGACGCCUUCGACCUCUUCGCGCUACAUGCUCGGCAGGCACUCCUUUACUGCUUACUGGAUACCGCGCAAAGCUGUAGAGUCGGUCAAGGACACAAUGGCAUUGCAGUCAUUGGGGUAAGUACCAGGAUAGAUACAAUCAACCUUUUGGAGAAACGGGUCAAGAGCAGGUUCUCUGGGCGGAUGUUACGUACCGCUGCUCCGAUAGAGCUGUCAUUUUGGAUGAAGCUUAUAGAACGAGUGUUACGGGCCCGAAUUGAAACCCCCGAGGAAGAGUGGGAGCUGUUAUGGACCCUGGCUAUCGACAGUUUUAUCGCAGAUCGGAAAGUGCUCGAACAAAUUCAAGAAACUGUUGCUGUUACGCACGACAUUAGGGUCCUUCAACGAAUCUUGGUUGGUAUUGUCGCUGCACUAGCUCCUUCGUCUCCGUUUCCCACUUGUGCGCAGCUCUCAUCAGCAGUACAUGCACAACGUAUACGUGAUCCAUUCCCUCACUUAAGCACAUUGCCGUACCCCUCGAUCUGUCUUCUUAUAGCUGCCGUGCAUGCUCAUACUGCUGGCCAUGACGCAGUAACCUUCGAGAUGCUUUACGACGCUUUCCGUGAACAAUACCGUGCUUCGGCAGCGGCCCCGAUCCAGGUUGCCGGAGGAAGCAUUGGCGUGUCCCGGUGUACCCGGGAAGUUCUGAUGAGGGGGUUCGAGCACCUGAUUGGUGAAAAAAUAUUCAUAUGCGUAGCCGCCUCGUCUACGAGCAUCGCUCCAGGAUUCGCUCGAUAUCGAAGUGCUUUGACCUGGGAUGAUGUCAAAAGGGCAGUCGACAAGAUGGGUAAAACGAGCUUAAAGAAGUGGCUCACAAAAGCGCAAUGA